AUGGACACGAUAACGAAGGAAAUCCAGAAGCAGCACCCGUGGACUCUACUCUUUGCCGAAGAUGUCAUGCUCGCGUCGGAGUCUCGAGAUGAUCUUCAGAAACAAGUACAGUCUUGGAAGGAUCAGCUGCAGCAAUAUGGAUUGCGCCUCAACACAUCAAAAAUUGAGUGCAUGGAGUGCGGACCAAGGAUAGAGGAUGGCGACAUUGAUCAAGAAGGUCGAGCACGUGUUAAUGCUGCAUGGAUGAAAUGGAACAUGGCAACAGGGGUACUGUGCGACAAGAAAGUCCCUGUUCGACUGAAGUCGAAGAUCUAUAAGACGGUUGUGCGUCCUGUUGCCCUUUACGGAUGCGAGUGCUGGCCGACGACGAAAACCUUGGAAAGAGUGCUGCCACGUUAUGGAGAUGCGGAUGUUGAGAGUUGCAAAAGCAAAGUCUGCACCCCGGGUUGUGGAUGCAUCCCUGGAUGGCAUCGCAAAAACCAAAAAGGUCAAUUCUCCGGCACUUGCGUUAGGCCGACAUGGUGCGAUCCUUUGACGGUGACGAAGACAGUCGUGAAAUAUGUGACCCAACCAACACCUCCUGCUUAUCCUCCAAGUAAUCCAUGUUCUACAACCGUUUGCGCCUACGGAACAACAUGUGAAAGUCAGAAUGGAAGAGCUGUUUGCACUGUGCCUUCUCAACCGGCGACACCAACCCCCACAGCUUACACUCUUGCGUCUUCUCCGUCAUACUCCUCUGCUAACACCGCACCAUCAACACCAUCAUACCCCUCCACUGGUGCCACAUUUGCCACAGUUACUUAUGCACCCCAGCAAGAUACUGGCUCUAGCAAGGAACGUUCUAAGAUCCCUGUAAACCAGAACUUGCCCGGAGGCUCAGGUUGCGGUCCUCUUCCGCCUAUCCAACAAGAUGCUCCGAGGAAAGGGCCUUUGAAGUGUCCAAAAAAUGAAUUCCUCACUCAGUGCGGUGGAUGCGAGGACAUUUGUUCACCUGGGAACUCUCCGAAACCAGUUCAUAUAUGUACUAAACCGAAACCAUGCGUGCGUCAAUGUAAGUGUAAUGCCGGAUUCGCGCGGAUCAACUCUGUAUGCACCCCACAAAAUCUGUGCCAAACAACGUACCGACCAAAGCUGACAGUGAAAACGGUAGUUAUCACGAAAACUCAGCCGGGUACUCCUCCGCAAGUUGAUCCGUGCUCGUACGUGAGCUGUUCGGCUGGAACAGUGUGUCAAGCACAAGGUCAACAAGGUGUGUGUGUAUCGUCGAGUGGGGGUGGAAACUAUGGGUCUUCGACACCCGCCUACUCUACUGGAAGUCCGAGUAACGCCCCUCAAAGUGAUGCUCCACGUCGUACCGCUUGUUACAAACGUUGUGCACCGUCGCAGAGAUGCGAACUCAAGAAUGACGACAACAGCUGUUACAAUCCACCUUGUCCAAGUACAGAGACUUGUGUUCCGUAUUAG
Messenger RNA from Necator americanus (New World hookworm), 1464 nucleotides. RefSeq lists its product as uncharacterized. Lineage: Eukaryota; Metazoa; Nematoda; Chromadorea; Rhabditida; Ancylostomatidae. Bases 1 to 1464 code for a protein of 487 amino acids. The transcript is spliced from 10 exons. The record is from RefSeq and is a predicted model, not a curated record.